AUAUAUGUCACCUUUCUCAGCUGUGCCUCAGCAUUCUGGAGCAUACUUUACAAAUGGGGAUAGUGAAGAGUACCAAUGAGAGCAACUUAAGAGGCUUCAUCCUUUUGGGGUUUUCUGAUUAUCCUCAUUUACAGAAGAUUCUAUUUGUGGUCAUCUUCAUAUUGUAUUUGUUAACCAUAUUUGGUAACACCACCAUUGUCCUGGUGUCUCGUCUGGAACCCAGGCUUCACACACCCAUGUAUUUCUUCCUUUCUCAUCUCUCCUUCCUGGACCUUUGCUUCACCAGUAGUGUUAUUCCCCAACUCUUGAUAAACUUGUGGUCUCCCAUGAAAGUCAUUACCUAUGGUGGCUGUGUGGUUCAACUGUAUGUCUCCCUUGCACUGGGAUCCACUGAGUGUGUCCUUCUGGUGGUGAUGUCAUAUGAUCGCUAUGUUGCUGCCUGCCGUCCUCUCCAUUACACUGUCUUGAUGCAUCCCCAUCUCUGCAUGACAUUGGCCUCUAUGGCAUGGCUCAGUGGGGUGGCCACCGCCCUGGUACAGUCCACUCUCACUUUGCAGCUGCCCUUCUGUGUUCAUCGCCAAAUUGACCAUUUUAUGUGUGAGGUGCAUGUGCUCAUCAAAUUGGCCUGUGUGAACACCAGGUUCAAUAAGAUUCAGCUUUUUGUGGCUAGUAUCAUCUUCCUUAUAAUGCCUGUCUCACUCAUCAUGGUUUCCUAUAACUAUAUUGCCCAAGCAGUUUUCAGAACCAAGUCAGCUACUGGCUGACAGAAAGCAUUUGGGACGUGUUCCUCCCACCUCAUAGUGGUCAUCAUCUUCUAUGGGACCAUCAUCUUCAUGUACCUGCAGCCAGCCAAGAGCAGAUCCAAGGAUCAAGGAAAAUUUGUUCCUCUCUUAUACACUGCUUUAGCCCCCGUGCUUAACCCUCUUAUUUAUACUCUGAGAAAUAAAGAGGUUAAAGGGGCUCUGAAGAAAGCUCUAAGUAAGGCUCAGUGA
This is a messenger RNA of Loxodonta africana (African savanna elephant), 992 nucleotides long. RefSeq names its product olfactory receptor 2G2-like. The transcript has a single exon. Gene Ontology annotation, molecular function: G protein-coupled receptor activity; olfactory receptor activity. Gene Ontology annotation, cellular component: plasma membrane. NCBI's taxonomy places the organism in Eukaryota, Metazoa, Chordata, Mammalia, Proboscidea, Elephantidae. The record is from RefSeq and is a predicted model, not a curated record. Gene Ontology annotation, biological process: G protein-coupled receptor signaling pathway; detection of chemical stimulus involved in sensory perception of smell.